AUGGCUUCUACAACAGAUACGGAAGACAAGGAUGAUAUCGUUGAAGAACCUCCUGAUUAUUACCAAUGGGUAAUUAGGGCCUUUUUGUUUAUGGCCUCGGUUCGUAGCCGACGAAACCUAAAGCAAUCUGAGCGAACAGAAGAAGUAUUUGAUCAUUAUUGCUUCUUAUUAAGGAAUGCCUUAUUGCGGUGCUCUUCAGAACAACAGAAUGUGCCUUUCAUUUCCAGCACAGUGUCAAAUCUUUCGGGGGAAGUUGCUCGGCUACGAAUUCUCGAGAGUGAUUUUAUUGAGAAUACGGAAGAACUUCGGGAUAAGAUUCAGAUCUCCUCCUUCUUAAACAAGACAAAGUGCUUAAGUCUCGAAAAAAUUCCCUCAUUAAAAACAGUACAUUAUUAUAAUGAGUACUUAUCCGCUGUUUUAGAAGCAUUCGUACGCUGGCUGUACAAAAUUGAAAAUACGAACAUACUGGCUAUCUUACGAAUUGGACGAAAACUCAUUGAAAUACUUCGAACAGCUUUAAGUAAUUAUCUUCGAACAAGGACCAGUGUACUAGCAAUCUUUGAAAAGUUCUUUGAAAAAUUCUUAAAAGAAUGGGACAAGUUUCAUACAGAUACAGUCCUACGAAAGCCUCUGUUCUUACUGGGAGAUUUUUCCCUCUUAAAUCAUAUAAAGAUGCUUUGCUGUAUUUUCGAAUUGUCAAAUUACGAUGCCUUUCUAAAAGAUGUCGGGGAGUUGGCUCAUAUGAAUGUACCACUAGCGUCACUUUGUGACAUUAUAGUUCUUCGUCAGCGGAUAACGAAUGGUCGUUCGUCUAUAAGCCUAACGGAUUUUGAUUCUUAUGUCGCUUUUGAAUCGUAUAUGAAAGAAGAGCUUGCGUCUUGCGAUGAAGCAGCCCGCCAAAUCUUACAAAACUAUCCCGGAAUUGCAGAAGCACUGGAAAUUCACAAUCACUACUACGAUACUCCCUUUUCUUCGGCAAUAGCGCAAUUGAACGAGUUUACGCUGAGACCAUCAAAGAGUUUUCAGUACUAUAAGUAUGGACUAAACCUGGCUUUCCAGUACAAUUUUAAAGAGAAAGGUACUGUAGCAAAUCCAUCUACUUGGGGACUGGCAAAAAGUUUCAGUACUGUCUGGGACAUCCAUCCGGGUACCGUAUGUAGAGUUUCUUUGGAGCUCGCGAAGGAUCAAUUUAUUAAAAAGAAUAAAGUUCAAAUUUACGAGCUUCGUGACUUGUAUUAUUCGCUUAAAACGAUUGAGCUUGGCACACCUUAUUCAAAAUGGCUUGCCAUAGACAGGGAUAUCAUAAAGGAUCUUAUGCAAUGGUAUCAUAAAACUUGUCUACUUAGCUUAAUUUCGAAACUGUCCGAAUGUCCGCGAACAAAUGCUAUUGUUGCACAACUUAAUGAUGUCUUGAGCAACUUAAUAUUCCCUCAUCCAUUAUUCGACGGAAGUUCCGAAGAAGUUACGGACAUCUACAGGAAUUUUCCAGUUCUUCUCAAUCAAGGUUAUGCUAAAUAUUAUGAAAACCAGGCUAAACAAGAACUGAACGGUGUCUCAACAAAUAUUGUAAUCGGAUUAAAAAACUUAGGUUCUCACCUUUUGACACGAUAUAACACUUUGAAGGAAAUAUUUCCCUUAAAGUUAUUUAAUCAGUUUCCACCAGCUGAGAUAUUUAGCAAAGCAACUUUUGAACUUUAUCUAAAUGAUGUUUGCAAAACUGCCCGACGUCUAAGUAAUAACUCAUAUAAAGAUUUGUCUGACGGUACUAUGAACGAUCUCGUCAACUUGUAUCAUCAGGCACGUGAAUUUACAUCCGCUUUAGGAAAAUACUCCUUCUACUAUCCAGAGUUUUACCAUGUCUUUGGGGUUUCUUUUGUUGAUAGGGGAAUAAUGAUCGUUUUGGAGAAUGCCAAACCGCAUGCUGAACAGGCAAUUUACAAAGACACUUGCCCUCCAAAGGGCUCGAAGUUUAUUCUGGAUUCAUAUAAGACAAUAUUGGCGCCUGUGACUUCAUGCAUGGAUUUGCUUCGGUCUUUCGAUUGGCCAGAUAUUGAAGAGGCUAGAUGCCUGUAUUUUCGGUUCCUUAAACAGUGUAACAAUCUUGGUUUUUUUUAUGUUAGUUCUCUGUACUAUCUGUUUUGUCGAAUUUUGGAUGAACCUUUUUCUGAAAAUUUAAUUUAUGAUGUGAAUCUUCCGAGGAAGGAACUGGACGAAAAAGUUGAGAUUUUGAAGAAACAAGAACAAGGCACUCAAAAGAGGGUACUAUUGGAAGCAUUGCUUUUGGUAAACACAGUUGAUCAUUGUCGGUUGUCGGCUACGACUGUUCGUCAGAAUGUUGAUUAUGAAAUAUUAAGAGAGCGCCCGGAUGCAUUUGAAUCCGCUCACUUGGUUUCUAAUGUCUGUUUAAGUGUUGCAAUGGCAUUUGUCUCAGUCGCUCCUAGUUCAAAUUAUGGAUUUAGUGUCAUACUGAGAGAUGGUGCUAACGAUUUACUUCAAACAGCAUAUGCUCAAGAAACCGUGGUUCCAAAGUGGGACGAGUCUGUGCGUCUUGUGAUCUCUCAAUCAAAAAAUAUCUCAGUAAUUAUUAAGUGCAGGGAUUUGACUACGAAUGAAGAAACUAUUUAUGGCGAGGGUAGCUUUGCACUUGCUGACGAUCCUGCUCUUAGCGAACGUCGCUCUGACAAUUGGGUUACUUUAAGUCUUGGUGGAAGAAUAAAUGUUCGUGAGGCAUUGAGAAAUUCUGGUGUAUAUGAAUUGAUCAGAUACACGAAUGACAAAUCAAGUAUUCAGUAUUCUGCUGAUGAAUUAUCUCUUGACGAAAUAACAGCUAAAAGUGAAGAUGAGAAACAAAAACUUUUACAAAAACUCGAUGAAUCCUUCUACUGGGUAUACGUUAAUCUUUUACCUAAUUCUCUUUACCAAAUGCUUUCAGAUUUUUGGUUUUGUGUACUGCAACUCUUUCGAGUCAUCUUAAUUUCGCCGGAUUAUGAUGAUAAACAACUGCGUGUACCAUUGACAAAGGGCCAGUUGAAGUUAGUAUAUUCAUGGAUUGAUGUGAUUCAUGACUUUCUUAAAACAUUCCAAGAUGUACUUCCAGCACAUUUUCUGGAUAUUGAGGAAUUUGACCGGGUUAUGCAAAUCCACGAUGCGUACUUCGUGUCUAAUGAGGAUAUGAAAAAAAUUUAA
Messenger RNA from Schizosaccharomyces japonicus yFS275, 3186 nucleotides. RefSeq names its product C2 domain-containing protein Git1. The coding region runs from base 1 to 3186 and encodes 1061 amino acids. Gene Ontology annotation, biological process: adenylate cyclase-activating glucose-activated G protein-coupled receptor signaling pathway; negative regulation of conjugation with cellular fusion. Gene Ontology annotation, cellular component: cytosol. The transcript has 2 exons. Lineage: Eukaryota; Fungi; Ascomycota; Schizosaccharomycetes; Schizosaccharomycetales; Schizosaccharomycetaceae. The record is from RefSeq and is a predicted model, not a curated record.